Amoebophrya sp. A25 is the source of this 562-nucleotide messenger RNA. Lineage: Eukaryota; Dinophyceae; Syndiniales; Amoebophryaceae. The record is from the annotation of a GenBank genome assembly.
AGAAAUGACAAAGGUCUACCUUCUACACAUCGAACGCUUUUGCUGCACGACCUGUAAGAUGAGGCCUUCUACUAGCAAUGGAAGGUCAUCUUCUAGACGGUGGAGAUCUAGUUGUAGCUCGAAGAGGAAAAAGAAGAUUUCCAGCAUCCACCUGCUGUCAGGCGUACUGACCUAUUUCUUCGCUUUAGCUGCGCUCGACUUUGAGUUGUUGGUUCAGGCGAGCCGUGGACCAUCGUCAGAAGACAAGCGACGUGGCCCUUCCAGACCUACUGGUGCAGUAUUAACUGCUAGAGCAACUGGGGCAGCUAUUAUGAUCGGCGGUGGACGAAUUGACUAUAUUAUUUAAAAACAACCGGUUAGUUUUUACCUCUAAGACUUAGGCUUAUCCCAUGCAGCAAUAUAUUAAUUAGUGGCACAUGAUCAGGUAGUAGUAGUACUAGGUGUAGAGUUGAUCGUCUUUUCAUCUAAUACAAGUUCUCCCACCCCGGGACCAGCAUCCUCUUCGAAGAACCUGCCUGGGCGGCCGUCUAGGCCUGCUUCUCGGGAAAAGCGAAAAUUGCAA